Molecule: messenger RNA, 1565 nt
Organism: Sesamum indicum (sesame)
Lineage: Eukaryota; Viridiplantae; Streptophyta; Magnoliopsida; Lamiales; Pedaliaceae
Product: PRP38 family protein
Source: RefSeq, a predicted model, not a curated record
AUUGAAGAGAGAGGGGGAGAGAAGGUGGUAAAUAAAUUAGGAAAAUUGGUAUUAGGGGUUUAGGUUUUCGACCUUUUCCGUCCAAGACCCGCAAUUUUGACUGUUCUCUCUUCUCUCUCUCCUGGAAAUCCUUUCUCAUGGCGAAUCGAACAGACCCUCUGGCGAAGAGCAUAAGGGGUACGAACCCGCAAAAUUUGGUGGAAAAGAUUUUGAGGACCAAGAUAUAUCAGAAUACAUACUGGAAGGAGCAAUGCUUCGGUCUGACGGCCGAGACGCUCGUCGACAAGGCCAUGGAGCUGGACCACCUCGGCGGCACUCACGGCGGCAACAGAAAGCCAACCCCUUUCAUGUGCCUUGUUAUGAAGAUGCUCCAGAUUCAGCCUGACAAAGAAAUUGUUGUCGAAUUCAUCAAGAAUCCCGAGUAUAAAUAUGUCCGAGUGCUUGGAGCCUUUUAUCUGCGACUUACAGGGACAGACAUUGAUGUGUAUCGUUACCUGGAACCUUUGUACAACGAUUACCGAAAGCUGAGGCAGAAGCUAAAUGAUGGAAAAUUCACAUUGACACAUGUUGAUGAGUUUAUCGAUGAGCUUUUGACAAAAGAUUAUUCUUGUGAUAUUGCUUUGCCACGAAUCAAGAAAAGAUGGACACUUGAAGCUAUUGGUUCACUAGAACCUCGAAGAAGUGCUCUUGAAGAUGAUUUUGAGGAGGAGGAAGAAAAAGAUGAAGAUGACCAACUUGCAGAUGGAUUAGAUUCUGGGGGCAAUGACAAGGAUUACUACCGAGCACGAAGUCCAACUAGGGAAAAAGAUCGAGAUAGGAAACGAGAUAGUCACAGAUAUAGGGAUCGAGAUUAUGACAGAGAUAGAGAUUACGACAGGGAUUAUGAUAGGGAUCGUGGCAGAGGACGUGAUAGAGAUAGGGACCGCGACAGGGAAAAAGAUAGGGAUCGACAUCGCCUAAGAGACGAUAAGGAUUACGGCCGUGAGAGAGACCGGGAGAGGGAUAGAGAAGGGAGGGAGCGUGAUAGACGAGAUAGGGACCGUGGGAGGAGGAGGAGCCAUUCAAGGAGCCGAAGCAGAAGCAGAGAUCGCAGGGAUCGCGAUGGUGAUGAUCGUCGCAGAAGGCAUCGCACCAGUACUAGUCCUAAAAGGCGUGGAGAGGAGCCUGAGGAUAUUCGUGAUGAGCCGAAGAAGAAGAAAGAGAAGAAGGCAAAGAAGGAUGAUGGAACAGAUCAUCCAGAUCCUGAGAUUGCAGAACAAAACAGGCUCAGGGCAUCUCUGGGACUGAAGCCUCUCAAGUUGUAAGAAUCCUUACGAUGCAAUUGCUGGCUUUACCAGCAAUUUCUUGUAAUUUGGGCAACAGAAAAUUUAGCCUGAUUCCAAAUAGGUAGCUUCAGUUCACCCAAUGCAGGACUAAACUACUGUCUUGGACAUAAUUAGUGUGAAGUUACAUACGAUGUGAGUCUCUCCACUUCUUUUUAUGAAGUUUCUUGUCAGAAGAAAAUCUGUACAUUGAAUGUUGAAAGUUAUACCCGUUUCUGUAAUGGUUUGCCCUUUUGUUUUUGA